AUCCUACGUUCACAAGAUUCGUUAUCAUUGAAUAAAUAUAGUUUGUCAACGCAUAGACCAGAGGAUACUUUCAUAAAAUACAUCUCUAUUGAUAAUAACAGUAGUCUUCACAAUCAUCAUCAUCAUCAUCAAUCUGCUAGUCAAAAAUAUCAACGAGAAUCAUUGUUAUUUCAUAAAACCGAUUUCAAUCAAUCUAAAUCACAAUUAUCAAGUACUAAUACUACGAAUGAUCAUCAUCAUCAUCAGCCCAAUCUACAUGAGUUCGAUCCGAAUGAGUUCAGUCAUGAAAAGUCAAAAUCAAUAAUCGUCACUACACUCACUAACUCUAUUACUAGCACAACUACUACUACUACAACUGCUACUACUACUACUAGUAUUUUGAAUACUUCACUCGAUACUACAUUAGAUCAUUUGAAAUUAUAUAAACAACAAAACGAUCAAUUCCAAACAAAACCUAUUGCUCGACUUGUUCCACCUUUAAUAGGACUCAAUGAGAUCAAUGGUGUAAAUGAAUCACAAACAUUACCGUAUGAUAUCUGUAUCAGUAAUAAUCAUAGCAGUAGUAAUAACAAUAAUAAUAAUCACACAGAUAAUGAUGACAGUCUAAGUAAUCCUAGCCAAAGUCAACGUGAUCCAUGCACAACUAAUGAAUUAUCAAUCAGUAAUAAUCAUAAUCAUCAUAAUCAUAAUAAUAAUAAUAAUACUAAUAACAGUACUAAUCAUCUCUUACAAGAUUCCUUCAUACAAUCAAAUUGUUGGCUACCAAAAGUUGCAAUGAAUUCAAAUCGUGUAAAAUGUGAUGAAAUUUUAUCGACUAGUUGGAAUUUAUUAACUAUGAAAAAUUGGAAAUCUGAUCAAGAGUUAAAACGUAAAAUGGGUUUAUUCAAUCAUAAAAUUAAUGGUGGAUUUUGGUUUCGUGAAAAAUCUAUCACUCAUACAAAACCAUUUGUUACUGGUCGACGACGAAUGGAACAUCAGUCACAGUCACAGUCACAACAACAGCAGCAGCAACCACAACAACAACAUGGGCAUCAUCUUCAUCAACUGCAAUCUCAGCAACAACAGUCGAAAGGAAUGACAUUCAGUGCGAUAGUGAAUCAUUGUCCAUUAUUGAACCAGUACUUACCAUCUAAUAAAGCA
Schistosoma turkestanicum is the source of this 1140-nucleotide messenger RNA. Lineage: Eukaryota; Metazoa; Platyhelminthes; Trematoda; Strigeidida; Schistosomatidae. The record is from the annotation of a GenBank genome assembly.